This is a messenger RNA of Caenorhabditis elegans, 1335 nucleotides long. RefSeq names its product Beclin homolog (gene bec-1). The record is from RefSeq and is marked reviewed. Lineage: Eukaryota; Metazoa; Nematoda; Chromadorea; Rhabditida; Rhabditidae. Gene Ontology annotation, biological process: autophagy. Bases 9 to 1136 code for a protein of 375 amino acids. Gene Ontology annotation, cellular component: endosome; perikaryon; cytoplasm. The transcript has 7 exons.
UGUCAAACAUGACGACCCAACGAAGCCAUAUUUGUCUAAACUGUCAGCAUCCGUUGAGGUUGGAUUUCACACAAAGAAGGCCAGAUUCAGCGGAUUCCGAGAAAAAAAGCGAAACAGUUAUCACAGAAGCUCUGACUGGACAUUCUCGAAACCUCAUGAAGCUCAUCUCGGAUGCUCAAUUCCCAUCUGAUGCUCCAGUUUGUAAUGAUUGCUCUGACGCUCUUCGAAAUGAAAUGGAUGCUCAAGUGGCGACACUCGAUGAUGAAAUCAAAACCUAUCAGACUUAUAUAAAUUAUUUGAAAGAAAACCAUCCGACAACGUCGAUUCCGGAUUUAAAAGCUAAACUGCAAAAUGUUUCCGAUGAGGAGAAGGAGCUGGAGCAACAGUUGAAGAAAUUGUUGGCUGAGGAAGAGCAAUUGGAUUUGGAUCUUCAGACAAAGAGAAGGACUGCAGAAGCGGCGUCAGAAAAGUCUGGGGAAUUGUGGAAAAAAUACAGAGAUAAUUUAAGACAAGUAUUCGAAGAUCAGGACGAGCUUCAUUCGCUGGAAGCCGAACGUCAAUAUGCAGAAGUUCAGCAUAGAAAACUAACAGACACAAAUGUUCUCGACUUGUGCUUCCACAUUUGGGUUGAUGGAAUUGUUGGUGAAAUCAAUGGAUUUCGGUUGGGAUAUUUAAAAGAUGCUCCAGUAGAAUUUACAGAGAUCAAUGCAGCUCUAGGACAAAUUGUUUUGUUAUUAGAGAUCCUGUUGGAGCGUAUCGGCGUACAACAUCACGAACUGAUGCCCGUCGCCAUGGGUAGUCACUCGUACAUUAAGCUUCGUCGUAAUGGCAUCGACAUGGAAACGUACGCAUUGUAUGGACAAGGAACUCCACUAUCAGGAUCAUCUGGAAUUGAUCCUGGAAUUCGUCGAUUCUUGCAGUUGCUCGAGUUUUUGUUGAAAGAGCUCAAGGAUCGAAACAAAAAUUUCAAACCACCAUAUCAAAUUCAUGCUGAUUCACUGGUUGACAAUGGUGUCAAAUACAAUGCAGUUAUGACACUCAACACAGAUGUUCGAUGGACUCGUGCAAUGGCUCUAAUGCUCACAGAUCUCAAAGCUGCGUGUGCUCAAUGCGAUGCUCUCAGAUCGCCUAUUUAGUGAUUUCACGGGAUCAAAUGUAGAAUAACAUUUUCAACGCUAGAAAUUUUUUUUUCAAUUUCUCAGGGACGCUUCUUUAAAAAAUAUUCAAUUUUCAUUGUGAUUUCUAGUUUUUUUUUUCAAAUUUUCUGCUGGAAUUCUGCCUUUUCCCCAAACUUGUACCAUAUGUAAAUAUAUUAAAAGUAAAGAUUUUUAUUGC